AUGCCUCCACCAAAGGCAGCAAAGGGAGAAUACAUUGAGACCGACACAGGAAACAAGAUCUCCCGCCGGUCCCAAAUCCAUGGCACCCAACACAUUAUCCUAGGUGGCAAAACGGUAAUUCAAGCUGAAGCCACCAUUCGCGGCGACCUAUUCCGCACCGCGACCGUUCCCACUCCCACCGACGGAAACACUCCCGCGGCUGCGCCGAACCCCAGCACGCCCAGCGUGGCGAUAACAGUCGGGCGGUACAGCUACAUUUCCAAGAGCGCGAUCCUGCGUCCGCCGAGUCGGUUGCACCGAGGCGUGCACUCGUUUUACCCGCUCAAGAUCGGCGACCAUGUUUUUGUCGGCGAGGGAGCUGUUGUUGAGGCGGCGUCGCUGGGGAACCAUGUUCAUGUUGGCAAGGGUGCUGCUGUAGGCAGUAUGGCUAUUAUCAAGGACUACGCUUAUGUGCUUGAUGGCGCGGUUGUCCCGCCUGGUAUGGUUGUACCGAGUUGGUGUGUUGUUGGUGGGAGGCCGGCGAGGAUUGUCGGGGAGGUUGGAGAAGGUUAUGGUGUUGAGGGGGCAGAGGGAGGUAUGGCUAGGGAGAGGUAUCGGGUUGUUGGACGGCCUUAA
Messenger RNA from Penicillium robsamsonii, 615 nucleotides. RefSeq names its product dynactin subunit 5. The record is from RefSeq and is a predicted model, not a curated record. The coding region runs from base 1 to 615 and encodes 204 amino acids. The transcript has 2 exons. Lineage: Eukaryota; Fungi; Ascomycota; Eurotiomycetes; Eurotiales; Aspergillaceae.